AUGUCCACCGGCUCGGUGAGUGACCCCGAAGACACGGAGAUGCGGGGGCUGCAGCGGGUCCACCCGGCCCCCGCCUCCAAGAGGCCGCCCCUGUUCCGAACGGAGCGCGGUUACGCCUCGCCCAGCGACAACUCUUCCGCGGAGGAGGAGGACCCCGACGGCGAAGAGGAGCGGGGAUCCCUGGGAGCCGCGGGGGGCUGCAAGAGGAAGCGGCCCCGGGAGGCUGACGCCGGCGGCGCAGGUGGCGCUGCGGGUAGCGCGGGGAAGAAGCCGCUCCCGCCCAAGGGCUCGGCCGCUGAGUGCAAGCAGUCACAGAGGAACGCGGCCAACGCCCGCGAACGCGCCCGGAUGCGCGUGCUGAGCAAAGCCUUCUCCAGACUCAAGACCAGCCUGCCCUGGGUUCCCCCGGACACCAAGCUUUCCAAACUGGACACGCUGCGUCUGGCUUCCAGCUACAUCGCGCACCUGCGCCAGCUGCUGCAGGAGGACCGCUACGAGGACAGCUACGUGCACCCGGUGAACCUGACGUGGCCAUUCGUGGUCUCUGGACGCCCAGACUCUGACACCAAAGACGUUUCUGGAGCCAACAGGCUUUGUGGAACUUCCGCUUAGACGGACAGCACACUUAGAUGGAUUGUGUUAAAUGCAAAGGACUCGGCCAAGGAAGUCCCACUGGAUUCCCGACCUUCUUCUUUCCCUGGGCCUGUGAACAAGAUAGGUGACAGGCGUGGUUGCCCUCCUGGAGCACAGGUGGCCAUGGCUAAUCAGUGCAGAAUUCUAUAGCCAAAGAGAGCCCAAUUUCAGGGGAAGAAUGCGCGGACUAGAUGCAAACCUGAGGCUUUAGCUCUCAGCACAACCCCCCACCCCCUCCUGCCAUCAGAGUCCAAUGCAGAAACGGGUUGGUUUUGAAGCUAAUCUUAAUUUUCCUUAUGGUUGGAGGGCAAGGUUCUGCACAUCAAGGUCUUUCUGUGACCAUGGCUGAGAGAGCUGUUUCCCAGCACUAGAAAAAAGGCCUCUGCAUUAGAGCUGUGCAGGGGCCCGUCACUAAGGGCAGUGUUGCUAAUGGCAGUGGCAUACUCGCACCAGACAGGUCAUGGUGAGAUGGAGACACCAAACACUGGCUUUGCCCACAAUCCUUGAAGGCUGGAGUUUAUUUCCUGAGCUCCCUCCUCUGUUUAAUCAAUGUUGGGGCCACCUGCCCUGCUGGUCUCCAUCCAGUGAGUGCAGUUUGUUUGUGGGGGUCUCAGCUCCUUCUCACCCAUACUGUCCCACGAAGUCUUUUCUUACUGCCCAUUUGGAGACACGGGCUUCACCCCUCUGAUCCGGUUACUCUGCCACAGCACAGCCUUCUGUGG
Molecule: messenger RNA, 1355 nt
Organism: Arvicanthis niloticus (Nile rat)
Lineage: Eukaryota; Metazoa; Chordata; Mammalia; Rodentia; Muridae
Source: RefSeq, a predicted model, not a curated record